AUGUCAUCUUCAAGUCAAUUACAAACGCUUUCCAAAGAUGAACUAAUAGAAAAAGUGUUGGAAUUAGAAGCAGUUUUAAAUGAAUUUCAAGAUUCCUCAAAAGAAUUAGAAAGAGCAUUAGAAGAUGAAUUACUUGAAUUGGAAAAUAUCAAAAGUCAAAUUUCCCAACAAUUAGAUGUCAAAAAACAAGAAUUGGCUCAAGCCAAUACCAAGAUCAUCAAUCUUACAUCGGAAUUAAAUACUUUACAUGAAUCAACUAACACUAAACUUUAUGAAAAAGAUGAGAUCAUCCAUAAUCUAACGUCACAAUUAGUUAAAACGGAAAUUAUGAAUGAUUCAAUGGAAAAUGAAGAUAGAAUAAAGACAAAUAAAUAUGAAGAUCAACAAAAAUUCAAUAAUCAACUUUUAGAAAAACUAGCCUUAUUAGAGAGUGAUUAUGAACGAGAAAAGAAACUUAAUAUUGAGAAACAAUUAUAUAUAACUAAUUAUCAAAAUCACAUCAAAGAUCUUAAUAGAAAGAUUGAGGUUUUAGAGAAUAAAGUUGAAAAUAAUCCCCAACAACAACAACAACAACAAGCCGACGCACUGAUGAUCAGUUUUAAAGAAAUGCUUAAAUCAACGCCACCUCCAAAUAAAAUAAGAGAUAAUGAAAAUCAAAAACAAUCUAAUAUAAAGAAAUCCGAUUCAUUGAGGAAACUUAAAAAUUUGACAACGGAUAUUGAAGCCUUUUUAGGCAAUUUUUCUUUAUCUUCAAAUAAAAAAUCCCCCAGUCCUAAACCUUCAUCGAAAAUAUUGAAAUCACCAUCAACUACACAAUUAGAUACUUCAAUUACUACUGAUAGAUCUCAUAAUAAUGAUGGAACCAUUACCACAAAGGAUAAAAGACUAACGUAUAGUAAAAGAUUUCUGGAUUUACCUUCUAUUAGAGGUUCUCCAACACCAUCAAAAAGGAGUAAUAUAGAGAAAUCCAAGUCUAUGAAACAUUUAAGAAUGUAA
Molecule: messenger RNA, 996 nt
Organism: Candida dubliniensis CD36
Lineage: Eukaryota; Fungi; Ascomycota; Pichiomycetes; Serinales; Debaryomycetaceae
Exons: 1
Coding region: 1-996 (331 amino acids)
Biological process (GO): chromosome segregation; cell migration; mitotic centrosome separation
Cellular component (GO): kinesin complex; centrosome; kinetochore
Molecular function (GO): microtubule binding
Source: RefSeq, a predicted model, not a curated record